AUGCGCCAAUCACUCUUCUUGGGCGUCACUGCCUUCUUCACAUCAGGGGUUUUCGCUGGCGACAAAGACUGGCUCAGUCCAGAGUACAAGCAAAUCUUCCAAAAUCCCCUACCAUUCCCCCCUGAAAAGUCUCCUCGUUAUAGCUACACCAACAAGACCACUGGCAACACAAUCGACUACUAUGAGAUCGACGUCAAGCCCUUCGAGCAUCAGGUCUACCCUGGCUUGAAGCCUGCCCGAUUGGUCGGCUACGAUGGCGUGUCUCCUGGUCCCACAAUCCGCACACAGAAGGGACGAGAGACAGUCGUACGAUUUAUGAACAACGGUGAUAAGGAUCUCUCGGUUCAUCUUCACGGUUCUUACAGCCGAGCGCCUUUUGAUGGCUGGGCCGAGGACGUGACUAAACCAAAACAGUACAAAGACUAUUACUACCCCAAUCACCAGAGCGCUCGCACUCUGUGGUAUCACGACCAUGCUGUCCACCACACUGCCGAAAACGCUUAUUUCGGCCAAGCUGGCUUCUACAUUCUGGAGGACCCUGCCGAAGCUAAGCUGGGUCUACCCUCUGGCCCGAAGUACGAUCUUCCUCUCGCCCUAUCGGCGAAACAGUACAACCCAGAUGGAACUCUCUUUGACCCCGUUAACGAAAGAGACUCACUCUUUGGUGAUGUCAUCCACGUUAAUGGGCAGCCAUGGCCAUACCACAAAGUCGAGGCUCGCAAGUACCGUCUCCGCUUCCUCGAUGCAUCCAUCAGCCGGGCCUUCAAGCUCACAUUUGAAGCUGAUGGUAAGGCCAUUCCCUUCCACGUCAUCGCUGCCGAUACUGGUCUCUUGACCAAGCCUGUACAAACUAGCAAUUUGGAAAUAUCGAUGGCGGAACGCUGGGAAGUUGUAUUUGACUUCGGCCCGUAUGCUGGAAAGAACGUGACCCUCAAGAAUGGACGCGAUGUCCAGCACGACGAAGACUACGCAGCUACCGACAAGGUCAUGCAAUUUGUUGUUGGUACCGGUGCCCCGGAUACAACUAACAACGGCCCCCUCCCUGGUACUCUUCGCACUGUUCCCUUUCCCCCAAAGAAGAACGGUGUUGAUAGGACAUUCAAGUUUGGCAAGUCCGGUGGCGCCUGGACCGUCAAUGGUGUCACUUUCGCUGACGUUAACAACCGAAUCCUGGCUAAGCCUCAACGUGGUGCUAUCGAAGUUUGGGAGCUUGAGAACUCCAGUGGUGGCUGGUCCCACCCCGUACACAUCCACCUUGUCGACUUCCAGAUCUUGUCUCGCACUGGUGGCAAGCGUCCUGUGCUCAAUUAUGAGAAGGAAGCACUCAAGGACGUCGUUCUUCUUGGCGAGAACGAGAAGGUCACAGUGAUUGCACGCUACGCUCCUUACGACGGUGUCUACAUGUUUCACUGCCACAACCUCAUCCACGAGGAUCACGACAUGAUGGCUGCUUUCAACGUCACUAGCCUUUCUGACUGGGGCUACCCUGAGACCACCAAGUUCCUCGAUCCCAUGGAGGAAAAAUACCGCAGCAAGGCCAUAAGCGCAGAAGACAGUCAGGAGGCAUUCAUCAUGGAUAAGAUGUCAAAAUUCGAGGCAAUGGAGGCUUACAGCAAUGUUGAGAAGCUUGAGGAGGCACUUGAAGAUUACCGCAUCAACGGACCACCUAAGACUCUUUCCACUGUUGUUGUAUCAUCCACUUCAUCUACAGCCACUGCAGUACCCACAACUACUGGAAAAUCUGCACCGGCGGUGGCUGCUACCACCGCCCGUUCAUCUUCCACAAUCACCUCAGCCGCAAAGGUUGCAAGUUCUUCAAGUACGAGCACAAAAAAGUCUUCUUCGACGAAGGCGGCGACGAGCAGCACCAGAAGAAGAUAG
Messenger RNA from Boeremia exigua, 1881 nucleotides. RefSeq names its product oxidase cueO precursor. Bases 1 to 1881 code for a protein of 626 amino acids. The record is from RefSeq and is a predicted model, not a curated record. NCBI's taxonomy places the organism in Eukaryota, Fungi, Ascomycota, Dothideomycetes, Pleosporales, Didymellaceae. The transcript is spliced from 2 exons. Gene Ontology annotation, molecular function: copper ion binding; oxidoreductase activity.